AGACAGUGACCGCAGCAGAAAAAUACAAAAGCGCGUUCUCUCUCACUCCGAUCAUCUCUUUCUCUUCUUUCUUUCUUUUCAGUUUUUUUCCCUAAACACAUAUUCAGCAUCCAAUUCUAUUGACAUUUACACACAUCGAUAUUGUUGAUUGACACGCACAUCUUUACAUUAAAAUUCAUUUAAUUCGGAAAAUGCACGUUUCAAAUACAUUCACUUUUGGCGCACAAGGCGAUCAAGCUGCCCCUGGUCUCCGUCGCGAAACCACUAUGGAAAUUAGCAAGAUGUACACUACUCUCUAUGAUCAAGAAGAUCCCCAGCUGCAGCAAGAGUUUACGCUUUAUCAACAACAACAGGAUACACAAGUUCUCUAUGAAACUCGCUUGAACCCUUCCAAUCCGAUCUGGACCGAACUUCAACAGCAACAACUUUAUGCUUCACCCGCUUCGCCCGCAUCUUCAUGCUUUUCAGGCCCUUCUUCACAGUCAUCAAGCGAGUCAGCUUAUUCGAGUCCUGCUGCAGUAUCUAUCAGGCUAUUGGACGCGGAUGAGACAGGUGAAUUGGUUGACCAAUUCAAUAUCACUAUUGACGAAUUGUUGUCAGAGAGCGCUCUUCCGUUCGAUUACUCCACCAUUGGCUUGGAUGCCUCUGAUUUCGAUCUCUUUACUCCAUCGCAGCAACAGCAAUCACAAGACUCCGUUCAAUAUUAUCAGCAACUGCGUCAGCACCAAAAGAAUGAACAGGAACAAUACUACAGCCUUCACAGCCAACGCCACCAGAACACUUCACCAUCCCCUCCGAUGUCAACUCAGGGCGGGCCUCAACGAUCGAGAACACUCUCCCCUGAAAUAUGCUGCGACCCAUAUCCUUCGACCUUUUCCUCUUCUUCUGUUUCUUCUCCUUCUUUAAUUUCUUCGUUUUCCUCGUUCAAUUCUCCAGCUGCAACAUUCUCAUCUCGUUAUAGCCACCACCCCGCCUCUCCUCAGUCACCGAAGCACCGCCACAAGGUCGAGAUGCCACGUUCACCAUGCCCAUCAUCGCCUGCGGCAACGACACCAUCGACACCGUACAUGCGACGCGCCUCUCAAGGUAGCUCUGCUUUUGCUGCACCUUCAAGCCAACAUCAACAACAACAACAGGCACCCGUAACAACUACAGCUAUACCAACGGAUUUGCAGCUCCCGAAUACAGAGGGUAUGACCGUGAUUAGAAGCGAGGAUGGAUCUAUAAUGGUUUUCAACCCUGUAAACGAGUCGAUGACAUUCCGUUGUGAGCUGUGCCCUCUGGAGAGUUUUGGACGGAUCCAUGACUUGAAGCGACAUCAAGCUUCGAAGCAUCAAGAGAAAACAUGGCCUUGUGAAUACUGCCCGCGCACUUUUGUGAGACGCGAUGCCCUAUUGAGGCAUUAUACAGUCAAGAGCCACCGAGAGGAUGGUAUUCACCCCGCAAGCCAUGAGACUGAAGAAUUGAUGGCUGCUAGAGCUAGAAGCAAGUUGAUUUAA
Molecule: messenger RNA, 1499 nt
Organism: Lobosporangium transversale
Lineage: Eukaryota; Fungi; Mortierellomycota; Mortierellomycetes; Mortierellales; Mortierellaceae
Exons: 1
Coding region: 192-1499 (435 amino acids)
Source: RefSeq, a predicted model, not a curated record